CUUUCUAUGAUAAAGUCUGUUUUAAAAACUGAUACAUUUUAAAUUAAUACACCGAAGGCAAGAUGAAUAAGACCAUAUUGUGGAGUUUUCUGCUAUUUUUUUCUGGAAGUCAAACUUCAAGAACCACGAACCAAAAAAAUGCUGAAUUUGCAGUGGAUCUUUAUAAAGCUAUUUCUUUAUCCCACAAGAACAACGUUAUAUUUUCCCCUCUUGGAACCACUGUACUUCUUGGAAUGGUCCAACUAGGUGCAAAAGGAAAAGCACAACAGCAGAUUCUGCAGACGUUAAGGAUGCAGGAAGCCUCAGCAGGAGAGGAAUUUUCUGGGCUGAAGUCACUUUUUUCAGCCAUCUCAAAGACGAAGCAGGAAUUUACAUUUAAUCUUGCCAGUGCCCUCUACCUUCAAGAAGGAUUCAUUGUGAAGGAAAAGUAUCUCCAUAGCAACAAGGAGUUUUUUCAGAGUGCUACAAAACUGGUGGAUUUUCUGGAUGCAAAGACUUCUGCACAGGCAAUAAGCACCUGGGUAGAAAGCAAAACAGAUGGAAAAAUUAAAAAUAUGUUUUCAGAGGAAGAAUUUGGCCCCUUGACUCGUCUGGUCCUGGUAAAUGCCAUUUAUUUUAAGGGGGAUUGGAAACAGAAAUUCAGAAAAGAAGACACAGAGAUGACAGAUUUUAAUAAGAAAGAUGGCUCCACAGUCAAGGUUCCAAUGAUGAAGGCUCUGUUGAGAGUCAAAUAUGGUUAUUUUUCUGAGUCAUCCAUGACAUGGCAAGUUUUGGAAUUGCCUUACAAGGCUGAUGAGUUCAGUUUAGUCAUCCUUCUUCCCACAGAAGACACGAACAUAGAAGAAGUAGAAAAACAAGUUACUGCUCAUCACAUGCAGAGAUGGUUCUCUGAGCUGCAUGAAGAGGAAGUGGAAGUCAGCCUCCCUCGAUUUAAAAUAGAACAAAAAUUAGACUUCAAAGAAGCAUUAUAUUCUUUAAAUGUAACUGAGAUAUUUAGUGGUGGCUGUGAUCUUUCUGGAAUAACAGACUCAUCUGAAGUGUAUGUCUCCAGAGCUAUGCAGAAAGUUUUCUUUGAGAUAACUGAAGAUGGAAGUGAAGCUGCGGCAUCCACAGGCAUAAACAUCCCUGCGAUUAUGAGUUUGACUCAAACUCAAUUUCUAGCAAAUCGUCCAUUUCUGUUUAUUAUGAAGCACAUCCAAACAGAAUCAAUUUUGUUUAUGGGAAAAGUGACAGAUCCUGACAUCCAAACAAUGAAAGGAAGAGAUUUAGAUUCACUGUGAAUAAAAAUGAUGGUCUUGGAACACAAGACAGCCCUUGGAAAAUGAUUGAUGGGCCAUCAUUCUGAAAAUUUCCUAACAUUUCUGAUUAAAGUUGUGCCUGUAAAAUAAGUAAAGAUAGAUAUGAUCAUUUUC
This is a messenger RNA of Mastomys coucha (southern multimammate mouse), 1412 nucleotides long. RefSeq names its product serpin family I member 2 (gene Serpini2). Gene Ontology annotation, biological process: negative regulation of endopeptidase activity. Gene Ontology annotation, molecular function: serine-type endopeptidase inhibitor activity. Lineage: Eukaryota; Metazoa; Chordata; Mammalia; Rodentia; Muridae. The record is from RefSeq and is a predicted model, not a curated record. The transcript is spliced from 8 exons. The coding region runs from base 63 to 1280 and encodes 405 amino acids.